CCCGGCGCGCCCCAUAAAACCUGAGCGGCUGCCGCCGCCCCCCUGGCCGGGACCUGGCGGCACGGCGCCGAGCGCAGCCCGCGACGCCCGCUGUCCCGAGGCGCGAGAAAAGGCUGAGCAUGCGGGGCGCGCAGAGCAUGAGGCUCCUUCUGCAGCGGCGGUGCCUCUGUCUGGCGGUCCUGACCCUGCGCCUCCUGGGCCAGGUCUCAGCUACCGCGCGCUGCCCCUCGCCGUGCCCGCGCCAGUGCCCUGAGCCUCCGCCGUCCUGCGCCCCGGGGGUGCGCGCCGUGCUGGACGGCUGCGCCUGCUGCCCCGUGUGCGCCCGCCAGCGCGGUGAGAGCUGCUCGGAGCUGGCACCCUGCGACCCCAGCGGCGGGCUCCACUGCGACCGCAGCGCGGACCCCAGCAAUCAGACCGGAGUGUGCAUGGUACUAGAAGGAGACAACUGCGUAUUCGAUGGGGUCAUUUACCGCAGCGGGGAGAAGUUCGAGCCCAACUGCCAGUACCACUGCGCCUGCCGAGACGGGCAGAUUGGCUGCGUGCCCCGCUGCCAGCUGGACGUGCUGCUGCCGGGGCCCGAGUGCCCGGCUCCCAGGAAGGUGGCAGUGCCAGGAGAAUGCUGUGAGAAGUGGACCUGUGGCCCCCCUGAGGACGGGGGCCUGGGCAGCCUGGCCCUUCCAGCCUACAGGCCAGAAGCCACAGUGGGGGUCGAAGUGUCAGACUCCAGUAUCAAUUGCAUCGAGCAGACCACGGAGUGGAGCGCGUGCUCCAGGAGCUGCGGCAUGGGCCUGUCCAGCCGGGUCACCAACAGGAACCGCGAGUGUGACAUGGUAAAGCAGACCAGGCUGUGCAUGGUGCGGCCCUGUGAACCAGAGCCUGAGCAGCCCGUGGAGAAGAGAGGAAAAAAGUGUCUGCGCACCAAGAAGUCGCUCCAGCCCAUGCACCUGCAGUACGAGAACUGCACCAGCCUGCUCGCUUACAGGCCCCGGUUCUGUGGGGUCUGCAGCGAUGGCCGGUGCUGCACGCCCCACACCACCAAAACCAUCCAUGUGGAGUUCCAGUGCCCGUCGGGGCAGACUCUCAGGAAACCACUCAUGGUCAUUGGCACCUGCACCUGUCACACCAACUGUCCCAAGAACAACGAAGCUUUCCUCCAGGACCUGGAGCUAAAGACCAGCACGGGGGACAUGUAAGAAAUACCCACAGUGGCAAGCUGUAGCUGUUGCAGACCCACCAUCCAAUGAAUAUAAGAAGAAAAAUGAAGACCUAUAGUUGGUUGCAUCCUUGAGUCCUGUGUGUCUUUCUGUGAUCAUCCGAGGUCACUUGUAUCUGUCUUUUGUUUAUUGAAAGAUAUCUGAGCUGUAAACUUGGAAUCAAGGAAAGCUCAGGCAUGGCUUAGGGAUGACUGACUUGCUUAUGAUGUUUAUGACAAAUGCAAAUUUCUGUACCUUUAAGAAGUCAAGUAUAUGAUUUCCUUUGUAGACUAUCACAUGACACUCAUCCUGUUUCAUUGUGCACUAGUGCAAUUUCCAAGGAAAUGUCACUGUAGUGAAUGACAUGGUGAAGCCUAGGAUCACACUGAACAUGUCUUCAUAGAAGCAUUACCGCAUAUUUGGAGGUUUGGCUGCUUGGGUCUCCAGUGGGCUGCCUUUUGGCGUGGGUGAGCUCUGCACUUGAAGCCCGGGACCCAAGGAAACAGACAGCUGUUCAGCGUGUCCAGAGACUGUUAACUCUAUUCUGCAGUGUGCUAGGAAACGUGCUGUAUCUACAGCAGUGAAGUGUUUGGUAAUUAAGUGGACUGGAGUUAAGAACUUUCUCCAUUUUAGAUCAACUGACUCCUUUCCACUAGAAAGAAGCUCAACAGGAAACUCCCAAUACAUAAAUGACUGGGCCCUCACAGCCCUCGUACCUCUCUAUACUGUAGACUGCUGAGGUCACUAGUUUUUAAUUAACCAGAAGCAAAAUAUAUCAAUAAAGAUCUUCUCAUCAGUAAGUAUACUGAGGCCCUGAGCACUUGAUUACGACCUUUCAAAUGUUCUUUAUGUGGAAUUUUGAAAAAACAUAAGGGACAAAAUCAGGAUGAUUGUGAUGGUGAGGAGCACAAAUUUUGUGAGAGUUUAAAAUGAUUUAGAUAUACUCCAAACCUAUUCUUGGGUUAUAAUUAUGAAAACACAUAAAAACAUAUAUAUACAUAUGUGUAUCGGCUAGGUCAGGCUGACAAGAUAGGCUACAAAAUUAAAACUAUCCAUUCCGCAAUGUUGCUGUACGUGUUCCAUUUUUUCCUCCCUUGAAGUAUUUAUAAAAGCAUAAAUUAUGCAUUUUGUAAAAUACUCUUUUUUGAUGUCUCUACAUGUCAGACACGACCCAGAAGAGCAUGAUGCUGUAUGUAUGUGACUCUGGCACUGCUUCUGUGCCCCCAAGCUUGGUAUGGUUGUUCACUGAAAAUAAAAAUGUAUGGAUUAAACAAAG
Molecule: messenger RNA, 2469 nt
Organism: Octodon degus (degu)
Lineage: Eukaryota; Metazoa; Chordata; Mammalia; Rodentia; Octodontidae
Gene: Ccn3
Product: nephroblastoma overexpressed
Exons: 5
Coding region: 120-1193 (357 amino acids)
Biological process (GO): signal transduction; cell adhesion
Cellular component (GO): extracellular region; extracellular matrix
Molecular function (GO): integrin binding; heparin binding
Source: RefSeq, a predicted model, not a curated record